AUGGCGCUGUCGUUCUUUCGAGGGUUCUUCAAAGGAGGGCUGGUGGAGGAGGACUUGGACGCGUUCUACCCCGUGCGCCAGGACGUGCAAGUCGGCACUGUUAGCAAGUUCCGACCGCGGGGCUGUAAGCCGGGCAUUCGGCCGGAGGUGUGGGAGUAUCUGCUGGGGCUGGGCUGUGAGCCGGGCAUACGGCCGGAGGUAUGGGAGUACCUGCUGGGACUGGUCAGCCCGGCAGCCACGAGUGGCGAGUGUGGCGAGCUGAGGAGCAUGCGCAGAGAGGCGUAUGCCGCGAUGCUCAAGGAGUGCCAACUGGUGGACCCUGUCAUUGGCAGCGGGUUCGUGGUCGACUUCCCCAGGGUGCAGGACGAUGGCACCGAGGCCGAUCUCCCAGACUCCUAUGCCGGCCCGCUGCGCCUCGUGCCGCCCAUCCCUCCCCUCGACGCCGCGUGGGAGGAGUCCGGAGCGCAGCUAGGGGUGCUUGAGGAGGGGGAGGAGGAGGAGGAGGAGGAAGGUGAGGGGGAGGGGGGCGAAGUGGAGGGAGGUACAAGUGACAGUGGUGACGGUGGUCGUGGUGGUGGCAGUGGCAGUGGUGGUGGUGGCAGUGGCAGUGGCGGUGGUGGCAGCAAGAGGAGGGGGCGGAGGGCGAGUGAGACGGCAGUGGAUGAGGCGAUGAGGACGUGGGCGGCGGAGAGGGCAGAGGUGGUGGCACGCGUGGGGCUGGACCGAAUUCACAAGUGGCGGCAAGGGCUCUAUCAAAUAGGAGUGGAUGUGACCCGGGCCGACCGUUCCCUACUCUUCUUUGAGAGCAGCCGCAGCCGAGCGCGCCUCAUGAACGUGCUGGCGGUGUACGCAUGGUUCGACCCCGAGGUGGGGUACUGCCAGGGCAUGAGCGACCUCAUGUCCCCCAUGGUCGUGCUCUAUCCUGACGACGCCGACGCCUUCUGGGCAUUCGAAAGGCUCAUGCGCAGAGUGAGGGAGGACUUUAUGAAUACGGACACGGGCCUGGGCAUUCAGAGGGAGAUCAGCCGCCUCUCCCACAUGGUCUACACUCUCGACCCUGAGCUGCACGCGCACUUAGACGAAAUAGGAGCAGGCACCAUGUUCUUCACGGUGCGCACAGUCAUGGCCAUGUUCCGCCGCGAGCUCUCCUUUGCAGACGCACUCUACCUCUGGGAGAUGAUGUGGGCGUGGGACUAUGACGCGUGCAGUGCGGCCCUCCUCCCUCUGGCGGAUCAAGCCAUCUUCCACACGGCCCGCCACCUGCCGCACCUCACCAUGGACCGAUCUGCUUACAUUGCUGCCACCGCCGCUGCCGUCCGGGCGGCCGCUUCCGUCCUACUCGACGCAGAUCUCUUCACGGCUAUAGCUGUCGAUAUCGCCAAUGCCACCCGCGUGCCCCUCUCUGCUGUUCCCAGCACUGGUGCUGCCAGUGCUGGCGGCGCGGGGAGUAUUGUCAGCAGCAGCAGCAGCGGCAGUGGUGGUGGUGGUGGUGGUGGGUCGCUUUCGACUUAUGCGUCUGGUUCGGUGGGUACUGCGAGCAGCAUUGCCGGCAGCGGCGGCACGUCGGCGUUCGCAGCGCCACAUGAGGAUGCGGAUCGAGGCUCAGUGGACCUCUUUUCCUCCCCUCAGAGGCUGGAGAUCGCCCUUAUGGCUGCGGAGCUGGCUGUGACUCAGGCUGCCGUGCAUGCUGUGCCUGAUACCCCUGCUUCUGGGGCUCUUAUGGGGAGAAAAGGGGGUGGUGGGGUGGGUGGGAGGGAGUUUGUUGUGCCUGAGGAGUGGGAGGACGGUGGAGGGGUGGAGGAGGGAGAGGAGGGGUGGGAAGGGGAGGAGGAGGACGAGGAGGCUUAUGGGGAGAGUGAGAGUGAAGAGGAGGAAGAGGAGGAUGAGGAGGACGAGGAGGGGGAAGGGGAAAGUAGGAAAGUGGGAGGGGAAGGAGGGGCAGGAGCGGCAGCAGUUGGAGGGGCAGGUGGAGGGGUGGGCAUGGUAGCAGCGGAAGGGGCAGGCACAGGCACAGCAGGGGGAGCGGCGGGAGUGAGUUGGAGUGCAAGUGGUGGCAGUGAGCCGUCCUUCUUUGGCCGCAUGCGGUCCCUCUGGGGCAAGAAGGACGACGCUGCUGCUCCUGCUGCUCCUGCUCCUGCUAUUGCUCCCUUCUUGCACAGCAGCAGCAACGCAGAAGACACAGUGCUAGAUCUCUCUGCUGUGUCGUCCCGAGUGGCCUUUGAUCCGUCUAAGGACCUUCCUCCUGAUGAGAGGCUGCCGACGAGCCAGCAGCUGGAGGCUCGGAGGAGGGCGGCGUUGAGAGGGGGUGUGGGGAGCUGUGUGGAGCGGGGGCAGGGCGAGGGGAGGGGCCGGAUCGUGCGGUCUGUGUCGGGGGGGAAUUGGAAGGAGAACGGGCCGGGAAGAGAGGGAGGAGAGCGAAGAGAGUGGAAAGAGGGGAGAGAGGGGGGAGAGGGGGAUGAUGGGGGCGGAGGAGGUGGGGUUGGUGGGGAAGGGGGUUUGGCCCGGAGUGGGCUUGGAAGGGCAAGGUUUGAUGCCGGGAGACCUCCUGCUGCUGCUGCUGCUGCUUUUGACGCUUGGAGGCCUCCUCCCUCUGUUGCUCGGAAGGGUCGAGGCCGCGAAAGAGAGGAGGGGGAAAGGAGGAGGGAGGAGGACGGGGAUGAGAGGGGAGAGAAGAUGGGGAGGGCAGGAGAGGAGGGGGUCGAUGGCAGAGGAGGUAGCAACGGUGCCGAUUCUCCAGCUGCAAGGCCAGCCCAGACGGACGGUCAGGAUCGGCCGCCGCUCCCGCUGCGCAGAUACCAGUCAAUGGGGACCGAGCGAGAAAAAAAAAUACCCAGCAUUACCACCAGCAGCACCACUACCAGCGGCAACAGCAUGAGCAACAAGGGGAACAUCUCUAGCAGCGGUAGACAACAAAGCUCCACUGGAGGAGCUUCUUUAAGCGUCAUUGGAGGAGCUGCAGGUUCCUCUUCAGCCUCCAACCGCUCCCUGCAGCGCCCCAUGGGAGGCUCCCUCAAAUUCGACAUUCCCCGCAUCGACGUCAACGCACUCCCCACCAUCCUUGCCCCGCCCUCGCACCCCUCCCACCCGUCCCAGCGCGCCCGCACCCACCUCCCCUUCCCCCUCUCCUCCCACCACCAGCCCUCCUCCUCGUCUUCCUUCCACUCCCGAUUGCUCCGCCGGCAAAACAGCUCUCAGAAGCAGAAGGCUGCAGCGGUGGCCGUGCAGCGGCAGCAGCAGCGGCAGAAGCAGCAGCAGCUGGAGCAGCAGCUGCAGCAGGUGAAGCAGAAGCACGGGUUUCUGAGGAGGUAUCAGAGCAUGCAUCCGGGGCUGAUGCUGCUGCACCCGCUGCACCUACCACUCGUGUGGAAGCAGGAGCAGCAGUUGGCUGAGCUGAAAAGCCACAGGAGCAUGACGGAGCAUCGGAGUGUGGGAGAGGCAGCAGCAGAUGCAGCUCACGACUUCUCUGCUGCGCUUGCCACUGUUGCUGCUUCUGCCGCGGCGGUCAAGGGCAGCAGUGACAGCUUUUGGGGUUUCAGCAGUGCUCUUGAGGCCGACCACAGCGAUAAACCCACCGCUCCUGCUGCUGCAGCGGCUACAGCCACGAGCAACUGGAGUCCCGCUAGAGUCUUUUCUGCCGGACCUGCUUCCGCCGCUGCUGCCACUGCUGCUACAGGUACUUCUCUCAGCAGAACAGGCGGUGCCAAUGCCAACCACAAUGCCACCCGCAGCCUCACAGAAGAUUCUUCCUUCAACCCCUCCUCCUCCACCACCCCCCCUUCCUCUCGCUCCCUCUCCCGCUCCUUCUCCUGGGCUGAUUCCGGGCCUUACAGGAGGGAUAACCUUAGGUUCGCGGCCACCCUUGCUCUGCGCGAACCUUCCUCCCGGACCAGCCUCCGCAGGCACGGCAGCCUGGCGCUAGGCUCGGCACGGAGCGUUGGUGCUGGCUCGUCGAGGUCUCGCAGGGAGAAGCUGCGGAGGGGGGUGAGUUUCGGUUCAGAGCCGGACCUAGGCUCGGGAAGAGGCUCGGGUGGGGGGUUCGGAUCCCCGUCGGAGCAGCAAAGGAGAAGAAUCUCCGAGGUUCGGAGGGAGGAAAGGGAAGGAGGAGCGGAUGGGGAAGGCGAAGGAGCAUCCAUAGCAGCAGCAGCAGCAGCAGCAGCAGCAGCAGCAGCAGCAGCAGCAGCAGCAGCAGCAGCAGCAGCAGUAGCAGCUUCGGCGGCGGUGGGAGGAGUUGGGCAUAUGAAUGUGAGGCGGGUAAGGAGUGACGAGGAGCACUUGUCUUCAGUUAACCUGGUUUCACAUGGCAUGCCGCCGCUUCCCUUGAGAGACAGUCCAAAAGCACCCAUAGGCGCCCUGAAGGCCGCUCAGGACAGUCCAAGAAUGCCCAUAGGGGUCACAAAGGACAGCCCGAAGCCGCCCAUAGCGCCCCUGAAGGGCCAGCAGGACAGUCCAGGGUCGCCCAUGGGGGGUAUGCUCAGAGACAGCCCGGAAACGCCCAUGAGUAUGAUGCAAAGGGAGCUGGGGCGAAUCGGUAGUCCCAAGAUCCCGGCCCUGGAAGGAGCGUUGAGGCGGGAGGUGGAUGGAGACUCGCCCCUGUCUGUCCCUACGCGUGCAGACUCGCCUCUGUCUGUCCCUACGCGUGCAGACUCGCCUCUGUCUGUCCCUACGCGUGCAGACUCGCCCCUGUCUGUCCCUACGCGUGCAGACUCGCCUCUGUCUGUCCCUGCUCGUGCCGUGCCAGUGCUGGCAGUGCCUGCACCCACGCGUGCGACGUUUGAGUGGAGCCAGAGGCACAUGCGAGGCCACUCCCCCAGGGAGGCCUCCUCUCCCUCGUCUCUCCGCUCUCCUGCUCCCCAGGGAGAUGCAACUGUCGCCACUGCCGCUGCUGCUGCUGCUGCCGCUGCUGGCGCUGCUGCCAGUGCUGCUGUAGUGGGUGGGCCUGCACCUGUUGGUGCUCAGUGGGGUAAGGAGAGCAGGGCGGGGGAUGGUAGUAGCAGGGUUGAUCCGCGUGCUCCCCUGCAGCGACUAAGGCCCCCUCGUGUUGAGCUCCCUGAAACUGCCGCUGCUGCUGCUGCUACGGGUGCUGCUGGCGCUGGCGCUGCUGCCGGUGCUGGCGCUGGCGCUGGCGCUGGUGCUGGUGCUGGUGCUGGUGCUCCUGUUGCUGGUGCUGGAUCAGAUGCAAAGCCGUCUCUCUUCCUGCCUCCCAGGUCGCCUGGCACUUUCUCCCACAAGCCCUCCCGCUCUCUCCCUUCACCCUCCUCUGCCGCUGCUCGCCCCGCCUCACCAGCUGAUUUGCCCGCUGCAGCGGCGAAGCUGAGGCAGGCCGGCAGCAGCAUGGGUGGUGCUGGUGCUGGUGCUGGUGCUGGUGCUGGUGCUGCUCGCACUAGCCAUUUUCCCCUAGGCCUGCCUCCCAUAUCUCCUAGGGUCAGCUCGGCAGGCUCGGGCACCGAGCCUGCAGGUUCGGGAUCUGCCAGCAUGUUCAGGCAUGGCUGGGGAGGCUCAACAAAGUCCCCUCGCUUCCUGCCGGCUGCUCCCAGCAUGGCUGGUAGCACAGGAGGCACCAUAGAAGCACGCAGCACAGCAGGCAGCACAGGCAGCAGCAUGGCCGGCAAACCGAAACACGAGUCCAAAGCAAACCACGAAGCAGAACCGAAGCGCGAAUCGGCACCAGAGAUGGGCAUUGGUAUGCACCCGGGGCCCAUACAAGAAGACCAGGUCGAUCUCAUGCCAGAGGGAGCACUGGAGGAGCCAGACGCACUACAAGACAACUUACCAGACGACUCACCGGGCAACCCACCAGACGCCCUACCAGACGUGCCGUUCCUCUUCCCACCCUCCAAGUCCCUCGCUAGAGCGUCCAAUGAAGGCAGAAGCCAGUCGAUGCUUGAGACUGGAGCCCAUAUGAGCAAAGACCAUCCUCGUCAUCACCCCCCUCACUUGUUCCCCCACUCGAGGUCUCUAUCUGGCGCCUCUCUCCCUUCUCCCACUAGCAUUUUCAAGCCCCCCCUCCGCCGGUUAAACCUAAAGGUUCCCCCUGAAUUACACCUGAAUCUCAAGUCACCCCGGGCGGACCACCCUCCAAAAUCCCCGGGUUCCGUGGCCUUUGCCCUCCCUUUUGAGGUGACUCUUGGGCUGAAAUCCCCGGGUCCGUUCAGAAUUCCCCCUGAGUUGAGCUCUGGAAUGAAGUCCCCUCGGCCGUUUGUUCCUCCUGACCUGCUUAAAUCCCCGCUGGCGCUUAAAUCCCCGUCUUCUAGAGACUUCCUGGCUAAGAUUUUCGACGACACGAACCGAGCGACAAUGCGGCCGAGUGCGGUGAAAGGGGGUGCCAAGGGAUGGCACAGCCUUCCGAGAGACGCAGGAGGGGUGCAAGGAGAGCGAGGGGAGGUGGAGGAGAAGGAAUGGGAGAGAAGGCACACAGACAAAGAGAGUGGACGGGGGAUGGAGUGGUUGGGGACGCCUCAAAGGAGCUUAAGCGGGGAACGGGAUAAAAGUAAACCAACGCAUUACAGAAGAGCUAGUGGCCAUGAAGGGAUGACGGGGUUUUGGGGGAUGAAGGAGGCAGGGGAGGCAAAAGGGGAGGAGGAGAUGGAGAAAGAAGCAGGAGGGGCAGCAGAGGAAAGGGGGAAGAGCACGAGGGGAGCAGGGAUUCCUGUUGAAAGGGUGGCUGUGAGUGGGGGAGAAGCGACAGUAGAAGGGCUGGCGACGGGUGAAGCAGCAGGUGAAGAGGAGAGGGGGAAGGGGGACGGCAGAGCAGUGGCUGAAAGGGAGAGGGAGGGUGUGAAAGCGGGGCAAGAGGCCGAUAUGGAUGGGGACUGGCAGGGAUUUGGCAUAAUGCAGAGCCCUUUGCUGUCGGUGUCCUGUCCUGCUGCUGCUCCUGCUGCUACUUUGCCUGCUGCUGCGGCUGCGCCUGCUGCUCCCUCUCCUGCCGGGCCUCCUGCCGGGCCUGGUGCAGAGGACGAGUUCCUCUUCAAGCCUCUCUCUUCCUCCACAGCACCCAAAGUGUUGCCACCACCACCCCCAGCCUUUAACACACCGGCGACAACCGCACUACCAUCCUCCAUCACCAAACCUGCCGCCGAGCCUCCGGCCUCCCCUACCGAGUCUAACCUAUCCUCCCCUGCACUGUCUGUGGCCGAAAUUCCGUCCCCGCAGGGGGAGGUGGAUGAGGACGGGGUGCUGGUGGGGGGAGGGGAGGAGGAUGGGGAGGUGGAGGUUGAGAGGAUGACGACGUUUUGCGUGCUGGCGAUUCUGCUGGAGAUGAGGGAAGACCUGGUGCAGUACGCUCAGGGGCUGGAUGAUGUAGUGCAUGUGAGUGGCAUAUUUGGGGUAUGA
Molecule: messenger RNA, 7329 nt
Organism: Closterium sp. Naga37s-1
Lineage: Eukaryota; Viridiplantae; Streptophyta; Zygnematophyceae; Desmidiales; Closteriaceae
Source: the annotation of a GenBank genome assembly